CUGAGUUGUUACACUUGUACGAGCAACGUUUCUUGGGCGGACUGUAACUCGAAAAUGACAAAAACAGGAUGCCCAUCGGGAACACCUAAUUGCGCCAAAAGCUUAGACACAUGCUUUAAGGCCGGUGGAGUCAAGAAACAGAUCUUCUUCAAGAGAUGUGGCACCCAAGGAAAGACCUGCCAGCCUAAAAAGAGUCCCUCUUCCUGUACUGGUUCAAAGUUUAUUUCAGCAUUUGGUUUCAGCUCCGAGGACACCUGUUGUUAUGGAAACAACUGCAACUCGGGCCCACGGUAUAAGGUCAGCAGCGCACUUAUGGGAGUUUACAUUUUAUUGGUUUUCUGCGGUCUUCAUUCUUUCUUUACAUUUUAA
This is a messenger RNA of Porites lobata, 369 nucleotides long. Lineage: Eukaryota; Metazoa; Cnidaria; Anthozoa; Scleractinia; Poritidae. The record is from the annotation of a GenBank genome assembly.